Charadrius vociferus (killdeer) is the source of this 1665-nucleotide messenger RNA. It is a transcript of the gene CTH, whose product is annotated as cystathionine gamma-lyase. Gene Ontology annotation, molecular function: cystathionine gamma-lyase activity; pyridoxal phosphate binding. The record is from RefSeq and is a predicted model, not a curated record. The transcript has 15 exons. Gene Ontology annotation, cellular component: cytoplasm. Gene Ontology annotation, biological process: transsulfuration. The coding region runs from base 1 to 1665 and encodes 554 amino acids. Lineage: Eukaryota; Metazoa; Chordata; Aves; Charadriiformes; Charadriidae.
AUGACGGGACCUGUACAAGUUGUCUUCCUCAAAAGCACGUGCAGGAAGAGGGAAAGACGAGACAGCCCUCCUGGCCUUAUGUCAGUCCCUGUAGAUGCAUUAUCGUCUUACAAAGGUUAUGAAUACAGCCGGAGCGGAAACCCUACCCGGGACUGCCUGGAGAAGGCUGUGGCAGUGCUAGAUGGAGCUAAAUACUGUUUAGCGUAUGCUUCUGGCUUAGCUGCCACUUUGAAUAUUACUCACCUAUUAAAGGCAGGGGAUACGAUUAUCUGCAUGGAUGAUGUCUAUGGAGGCACAAACAGAUACUUCAGGAAAGUAGCCAUGAAAAUGGGUUUGAACGUAGUUUUUGUUGACUGCACAAAACCAGAGUGCCUGGAAGCCGCAAUUACACCAGCCACCAAGCUGGUUUGGAUUGAAACGCCCACAAACCCCACGCUGAAGGUCAUUGACAUCCAGGCCUGCGCAGCUGUGGUCCAUAAGCAUAAAGAUGUUCUUCUCGUGGUGGACAACACUUUCAUGUCUGCCUAUUUCCAGCGUCCUUUAGCUCUGGGGGCUGAUAUUUGUAUGUAUUCUGCAACCAAGUACAUGAACGGGCAUAGUGAUGUUGUAAUGGGACUUGUUUCAGUAAACUGUGAUGACCUCUACGAAAGGCUCAAAUUCUUACAGAACUCUCUUGGAGCUGUCCCGUCUCCCUUUGACUGUUACAUGUGCAAUCGUGGUCUGAAGACUCUGCAGGUCCGGAUGAAACAACAUUUCCACAACGCGUUAGCUGUCGCUCGAUUUCUCGAGUCGGAUUCCCGUGUGGAGAAAGUCAUUUUCCCCGGUUUGCCUUCACACCCUCAGCACGAGUUGGUCAAGCGGCAGUGCACUGGCUGUCCUGGGAUGAUAACCUUUUACGUUAAAGGAAAUCUCAAACAUGCUGCUACUUUUCUCAAGAAUUUAAAGGUUUUCACACUGGCCGAGAGUCUGGGAGGAUAUGAAAGCCUAGCAGAGCAUCCGGCCAUCAUGACUCACGCUUCGGUGCCUAAAGAAGACAGAGAAGCUCUUGGAAUCAGUGAUACAUUAAUUCGCCUGUCAGUUGGUUUGGAAGAUGAAGAAGAUUUACUGGAAGACAUCGACCAAGCUCUGAAAGCUGCGGGAUUAGUCAUAUCUGAAAAAUAUAAAGUACGGGUACUUGAAUUGAACCGGUACAUCAGUCUGAUGGAUCUCCUUUGGAAGCUACAGACUUGCCGUUUGACGUGCCAGUAUUUCAUGGCAGAAUACACUGUGUUGUACCGUACUCUGUAUUUAUCACGCUGCGGCUUAUCAAAGGUGUUGCCGAUGUCUUUGGUUUCUGCAGUUGUGGAUAACUUGCUCGGCAUCUUGAGCACUGAUGAACGUAAAAGGAAUUCUUUCCCUUGGACACAUAGAGAAGAGCAGAAACAGACCAGUUCCAGCCACAAGGCAUGUUCGGACCCGCAGCCUGAAGUCUUUGGGAGAUUUGGCAUGGCGAUAAUACCCUUUUACGAUCAUCGCUUCCACGAAAUAACAACUGCAGGAAAGAACACGAGCUUCAUCUCAUCAAACCCCGUCGCCUGCAAUCUCCCCGCACAUCGUGUGCUCUCAUUUACCUCUCCGCCAGCGCAGCCGCCGCGGCAGAGCAUCCUUUCUGCCUUUGAGGCUUGA